This is a messenger RNA of Soboliphyme baturini, 543 nucleotides long. The record is from the annotation of a GenBank genome assembly. Lineage: Eukaryota; Metazoa; Nematoda; Enoplea; Dioctophymatida; Soboliphymatidae.
ACGAGAUCAAUACGACCAAAAUCACAGAUAUGCAUGAUCGAUAGUCGAACAGUGAUGUUGACGGAUACUUUAGGUGAACGCUGUCCCAACUCGCAUAGACUUCUGUGUAUUUGUUAUCUUCCGGUUUACAAUUAUCCAUCCACACUGUGUCAAGCAGUAUCCAUUAAGCUGAAGAUUCUCUUCCGCGAUUACUGGCAGCAAGAAGAACUAAUUCUAAGCCAUGUUUAUUACGGCCGAAAUCUUUUACCUGGUGAAGGAGCAGCGAUGGCCGCCUACAUUGCCGAAGGAAAGCGUAUUCCUCGGCGAGGUGAAAUCGGUCUCACGUCUGAUCAGAUCAAAGAAUUUGAGGACGUUGGCUUUGUGAUGAGCGGAACGAGACAUCGCCGAAUGGAGGCCACUCGACUUCGCAAAGAAAACCAGAUUUACAGUGCUGAGGAGAAGAGAAUGCUGAGCAUGUUCAGCAAGGAAGAGAGAACCAAGAAGGAAAAUAUCAUUUUACAACAAUUUCAAGAACUUGUGUCUAAAAAGAUGCAGCAGUCCUAA